CUUAAAUUAUUUUAAGAUUAUUGUUUAAUUUACUAAAAUUUGCUUAGUAAUAUUACCAUUUUUCUUUUUCUUCCGCCGCGUUUAUAGCUCGAGUAAAGCUUGGCUUUGGUUCUGGUGAGCGGCGGCCAAGAAGAGCACCAGUGGAAGAGGCGGCCGGCGUUUCGCAUUUCGCGGGAGGACCCAGAAGGUGUUCUUAUUCUGGGUGCUCUCAGGGUGUGAUCGACCUGCGCAGGAGGCCCAACGGCGCCGGAAAGCUUCAGUCUUUGGCCGUUGCAUGAAUUGCUAGCUUGGUGGGCAUGGGAGGAAUAUUCAGAGUUAUAAUUGAAGAGCAAUGGUAAGAGUUUAUGAAAUGUAAGCAUUAAUGGCAAGUGUUGUUGUUGUACCUCCUAAUUGUCCAAGAAAUGCUGUACUUGCUUCUUCAAAGUGUAUAAGUUUUGCAGCUGCAACAUUCAACAUUCAAGCAUGCUCUCCCCAAAGUGUUUGUGCUAAGUGGAGGCACUAUUGUUGGUGUUCUAUUUUCUGUGUAAUUCGACCUUCUUCGGCUAAUAAUUCCAAGAAGAUGGUGUGGUUGAUUAGGAGCAGUCUUGAUGACAAUGUCCCGGAUCCUUCUUCUCCUUCUAGUGGCAGAAAUGGCAGAACACGGCUAAUUAGGGCCAUUCAAGGUUUUCAAACCAGGUUAGAAGCAAGAAUUCAGGAAAUAAGGAGAGGUUUUCCACUUAAAUUGCUUUUCUUCUUGGGGGGAUUUUACUGCGCAACUGCAUUUGCUACUGUUAUUGGGCAAACAGGUGACUGGGACAUUCUAUCUGCUGCCUUGGCUGUGUUUGUUGUAGAGGGGAUUGGGGCACUCAUGUAUAGAGCUUCUUCCCCUUUCUUAAAAAAGAUUAAGAGCCUUAUAACAGUCUUUAACUUUUGGAAGACUGGGCUUGCCCUUGGUCUCUUCUUGGACUCGUUCAAAUACUGAGUAAACCUGUCAACUUUAAAUUUGAUCUGUUUUCGUUUAGCUCCAUCAGAUGGUGUUGACUGAUGAGUUUUCAAUGCAAGCAUCAAGCAAAACUGAUUGGGCAGCACAGGUAUCUGUACCUUACUGGUGCAACAAAACAACAACCCAAGUUCAAAGUUUCAAAACUAGUUUGAAGCAAGGGAAGAUAGCGAGGAGGUCAAAGUAUGAGGGUGGAGGCAACAAGGAAUAGCCUGCCCUUGCUUGGUAUGGGAGCCCAAAAGUCUGAUCUUUUGAUGUUAUGAGUUUUACAUGAUGGGAUGAGGCUGCUCUGCUCCAAUGGUCAUGCUUGGUCUGUAAUCUCUUCAAACUACAAGAGCUUUUGUACCAUAAUGGGGCUUUGGAAGUUUAGAAUCUAAACAUGGUUUGUGAACUAUUGGCUAGUCCAGUGGGACUGGAGCUUUUACCCUGCCAUUGGUCGAAAUUGAGUGCCUACUGUGGGUUUUAAUUCCGUUGGAAUCAGUACGAUAGAUUUCGGUUAGUAGGAGAGUAGAGAUAUCAGCUUCAAUUCUGUAUUCAUGGCUUUGUUUUGUUCUUCUUUGAUAUACCAUUGUACAUUUUUGUUCUGCUUGAUAUAUCAAAUUCAAAUUAAUAAAGGAAACUGACCCUUGAAAACUUAA
Cannabis sativa is the source of this 1617-nucleotide messenger RNA. Its product is annotated as ycf20-like protein. Bases 362 to 961 code for a protein of 199 amino acids. The transcript has 4 exons. Lineage: Eukaryota; Viridiplantae; Streptophyta; Magnoliopsida; Rosales; Cannabaceae. The record is from RefSeq and is a predicted model, not a curated record.